AUGGCCGAUACAAGGAAAAACAAUGCGGAUCCAAUUGUGAUAUCUCUUGAAGCAAAUUUUCACGGUGUUAAUAAUGAUAGCUGGGAAGGUAAACUUAUUCAAUUCCCAAAAGGAGGAAUAUUAUGGGGCCUCCAUUUAUCAAAACAAAAAUCAGAAGUUGGCAUCACUUCGAGAAUAAUUGGUUGCCUGAUUUGCUUUGGUCCAAUUAAAGAUCACGCGCCUGAUUGGUCCAUCACGUUCGACCAUGUUUUCACUCUCUACAGCAAGCGAGUUGGUUCGGCAGGAACAAUUCAAAAGAAUACCUCCCUUAGUGGAGCAUGUCCUAUUAUCAACAAUUAUGAAUGGGGAGAUGCCAACUCGGAUCUACUCGAUGUAUUCAAGAAUACCGAAAAUAUCAGAUUAUCUUGUCAUCUAUACAUAUCUGAAACAAACGGAAUCAACAGAGAAGCACUGAAACAAACUAAAAGGAGUAGAGAACAGACGGAUGAACCAGUGACAGCAUCUCAAGUGGAAUCUCAGGUCAUGAAAUGUUUUAGCGACAUGCUCGUCAAUGAGAAAAUAGAUUUUUCUAAUAUCGCAAUGGACGCUAUGCACAAGUUAUCGGAAUUGUUCUGUUUUCCACGAGUGAUCGAUGUGUGUAGGCAGUAUCUAAUCAAAAAUCAAACGGAACUACUAGGCAGUACCAGCGAUUUUGAUAACGAAUCGGACAUUUAUGAGGAAUUCAACUUGACUGGAUUUGAUUACCCUGCAAAUUGUGAAACCAGAAGGGUGCGAAUGGGGAACUUGAAUGAAGAUGAUAUAAUUGCUAUGUUCCAACAGUUAUGCUCUAUCGCUUUCACAAAAGCUUCAUAA
Messenger RNA from Caenorhabditis remanei, 852 nucleotides. RefSeq lists its product as uncharacterized. NCBI's taxonomy places the organism in Eukaryota, Metazoa, Nematoda, Chromadorea, Rhabditida, Rhabditidae. The record is from RefSeq and is a predicted model, not a curated record. The coding region runs from base 1 to 852 and encodes 283 amino acids. The transcript has 5 exons.